Larimichthys crocea (large yellow croaker) is the source of this 4153-nucleotide messenger RNA. RefSeq names its product ras and Rab interactor 2. The record is from RefSeq and is a predicted model, not a curated record. NCBI's taxonomy places the organism in Eukaryota, Metazoa, Chordata, Actinopteri, Sciaenidae. Gene Ontology annotation, molecular function: small GTPase binding; guanyl-nucleotide exchange factor activity. Gene Ontology annotation, cellular component: cytosol; endocytic vesicle. Bases 333 to 3326 code for a protein of 997 amino acids. Gene Ontology annotation, biological process: vesicle-mediated transport; signal transduction. The transcript is spliced from 13 exons.
CUAUCUCUCUCUCUCUCACACACACACACACACGCACACCUCAGUCCUCGCUGUGGUCUACACCCGGUGUCUCUGUGUCUCUGUCUGUCCGACAUUAAACCAUGUAACCGACCGAGCUCGGGGACAUUGAGGCUGCUUGGUGUCACCCGAACAACCGAACAAAACAGCAACAAAGUGACUCAGCAGCCAUGGAGCAUAACCGGAGCGCAGCACCGACUGAAUGGUGUUAAAGAAGCCGACUUUAAGAGCUCCGGCCCCUGCAGACGCCGUCCCAGACGUAAAACACACACCCACAAGCAAGAGUUACCCGGUCCUGUGGACAGAAAGACAACAUGGCCUCCAGCCCACCGCCUGGGAAUCCCCCAAGCGGCCUCACAGACCGGAGUGGCAGCUUCUUUAAGCUGAUUGACACAUUCGCGUUGGAGAUUGGGGAGCUGAAGAAGGAGAUGGUUCAGACCUCUCCAACAGUUGACAAGGAGCCCAUGGAUCUACAGGGGCUGGAGAGUGAAGUGAGUGGUGUUUACCUGCAGUCUCCCCACUGUGGCGGUGUGGGGGGUGAAAGGGAUUCUGGGUACGAUUCCUUACGGAGGAGGAUGAGCGUCUUGGACAGGCUGACUCAAACCCACCCGGUGUGGCUGCUCCUGGCAGUGAGUGAAGAGGAGGCCAGCCACAUACUGCUCAAACAGCCACCAGGGGUGUUCCUUGUCAGGAAGUCAGCCGCGCUGCAGAGGAAGGUUUUGUCUGUUCGUCUCAAGGAGAAUCAGUCAGGAACACCCAUCAGCCACUUCCCUGUCAGAGAGAGCCAGUACACCUUUUCUCUUGAGGGAUCUGGGAUCAGCUUUGCAGAUCUGUUUCGCCUGGUUGCUUUCUACUGUAUUAGCAGGGAUGUCCUGCCUUUCACACUCAAACUCCCAGAGGCCAUUGCAUCUGCUAAGACUCAGAAAGAACUGGAGGAGGUGGCUCAGCUCGGAGCAGGUUUCUGGGACUCUGUCCUGUGCAGUCAGCGUCGCACCUCUCCCAGUCCCCGUCGCCCUCUGAGCCGUACUCUCAGCCCCCAGCGAACUAACAGGAACAAGGAGGUCAAAGGGUCACCGCAGAGGCACACCGGAUCCCACUGCGACAGUGCACCCCCGACCCUACGAUCCCACGCUCCUCCACCUUCCUUUUAUCUGGAGAGGAGACAUUCCAGCGGUCCUCUGUGCUUCGUCAACCCCCUGUUUCUCCAGACCCAUCACCACCACCGCCACCGCGAGGACGAUCCACCUUCACAUGCUGUCAAGUCCGACAACGACCUAGAGAAUGUGGGUAAAGCGUCUGUGAAGCCGUUAACCAGCAGUCAAGGUAGCGAGCACCACGUGGAUACGAUCAAACUGAACGGCAAAUCACGGCCUCCUCCCCCUCGCCCCCCUCCCCCGCGCUCGAUGCCACGCCGACGUCCCGCCCCGCCUCCACCUGGACCUCCAGCAGCUACCACCAGACCCAAGAGCAUGCCAGUGGCUGUUGCUGUGUCUGCAAAGCAACAACAGCACUCCUGCAAGCGCCCAGCGCCCGCUCGGCCACCAAUGGGUGCAAGGCACAGCAGCCCGUCCAAAGCUGCUAGCUCACCAAUCCCCGUGCCAUCAAACCCACCACCUCCAAGACCUAAGAAACCUGAUCUGGAAGCUCACCGCUGUCACAUUGCCCUCGAUGACGAGACCAUUGCUAAGGCUCUGUCCCGUGCCAAGCUUCCACCAUGCCAGCCUCCACCUACUGUCCCUGCAGAUGUACUACUGGAGAACAACGCUGGGAAUCCGUCCAUACCUAAUGAGAGGGGACGCCAGCGACUCAGUGACAUGAGCAUGUCAACUUCUUCCUCUGACUCACUGGAAUAUUCACAGUCCCCUGGAUUUUCCCUGGGCCUGGCCCCUAGCCCAUCCAGACACCUUAAUCAUCAAGACCCAGUGGAGGACAGCAGUGAGGAUGAUGAGGACGGGGAAGAAGAUGAGGAGGAAGACUACGGGGUGGGCCUGGAGACUGAUUUAGAAAUGCGCCUCCGUCCAUCCUUCAAAGCGAGGCGGCGAAGGGUCGGCGUGAGCCUGGGUGGCGGCUCUUUUAUCCUCCCCAGGGCCCUAAAGGGACGCUUCCGCAAGGUGAGCGGCAUGCUCAGCUCCCUCAUGACCCCAGAGAGACGGGCGGUGAAGAGGAUCGCAGAGCUGUCCAGGGACAAAAGCUCGUACUUUGGCUCGCUGGUCCAGGACUACAUCAGCUUUGUUCAGGAGAACCGAGGCUGUCACACAUCAGGGAUGGAUUUUCUGCAGACUCUCAGGCAGUUUAUGACACAGAUGAAGGCAUACCUCCGCCAGAGCUCCGAGCUGGACCCCCCUAUAGAGUCGCUCAUACCUGAGGACCAGAUCGACCAGGUGCUAGAGAAGGCCAUGCACAAGUGUGUCCUAAAGCCUCUGAAGAGUGUGAUCGAGGUGGCUUUACAUGACUUCCAGCUGAGCAGCGGAGCUUGGCAGCAGCUGAAAGAGAACCUGGCCCUGGCUAAGAUGAAGAAGCCCCACGAGUUAGGGGUGGACGGAGCUGUGCCGCCUGACCCCGUGGCUAUUGAGAAGAUCUGCAACAAGUUCCAAAACAUGAGGAAGAUGUACUCCCCUGAGAAAAAAGUGUCACUGCUGCUGCGUGUGUGCAAACUCAUCUACACCAUCAUGCAGGAUAACUCAGGCAGGAUGUACGGUGCCGAUGACUUCCUGCCCAUGCUGACUUAUGUUGUGGCUCAAUGUGACAUGCCCCAGCUGGAUACAGAGAUCCAGUACAUGAUGGAGCUGCUGGACCCAUCUCUGCUGCAAGGAGAGGGAGGUUACUACCUGACCAGUGCGUACGGCGCCAUGGCCCUCAUCAAAAACUUCCAGGAGGAGCAGGCAGCCCGGGUGCUGAGCUCCGAGGCCAGGAACACUCUUCACCAGUGGCACCGCCGGCGCACUGCCCAGCGUUCAGCGCCAACUGUGGACGACUUUCAGAAUUACCUCCGUAUAGCCCUGCAGGAAGCAGACACGGGCUGCACGGCCAAAACCCUGAUUGUCCACCCAUACACAACCACCGAGGAGGUCUGCUCAGUCUGCGCCUACAAGUUCAAGAUCCCCGACCCGGAGAACUACGCACUGUUUCUGGUCACAGAGGACACCAGCCAGCAGCUCGCCCCGGACACACACCCUCAGCGAAUCAAAGCUGAGCUCCACAGCCGGCCCCGUACACAAGUCUUCCACUUUCUGUACAGGAAGGUGCCUAACCUUAACCUCUGUAUCCCUGCCGUCAUACACAAUGGAAACUGCCUUCAGGUCGAAUAGUGGAGGAGAAUGUCACAGCUUGCCACACUUGAUCCUUAACAUUUGUUUUGUGGUGUUCUCGUGGUGCUUGUAUAUGUUUGUUUUGUAGAUAGAUUUGAGGAUGACUGAAUGGAAACUAGGCUGUAUAUUGGUAUAUUGAUGCAGAUAUAAAAUGUCUUAGAUCGAAUAUGAUGUUGUGUAGAUGAUUUAGAAGAUGGACUCUGGAAAGUGCUCAAAACUGUGGUUCAGAUUUGAAUGGUUCGUUCAAGAUUUAAGUGGAAAUGAUAGAAUACAGAGGCUGGUUUGCAGGAUUUUUAGCAUGGGAAGUGUGGAGGUGAAAAGUAUGUCAAACAUCUUUAAAGCAGAGGUCAUACAGUUAAUAUUGUGUUCUAAUGUAACUAACAUUUGCCUUAACUGCUGUUAUCACAGGUGCCUUCUAAAGGAAUUGAACAUAUUGUAUGCUACUGAAAGCUUUCAGCUGUCGUCCAGCGUUUAGUCUGCUUUCAUCUAAAUGAUCCUGAUACAAGCUUCAUGCUAAAACAUUGUCAAUGAACUAUUGUAAAAGUUAUGAUUGUUUUUUUGGGGGGGUUAUUUUCUGCAGUUGCUGGUCAAUUGCAGCGUGUAUGUCUGUGUAGAAAUAUUUUUAUAUUCAAAUGUCUCCUUUUUCAUCACUAAAGUGACAAAGAUUUGUAUUCUGAUUUAAUAUUUCUGCUCUGGACUCAAUAGUGGACGUGGAUUUAUGCCAGUUAUUUCUCAAAAGUCUAUUUUAAAGCAACACUGUUUCUACUGUUUGUUAUGGAAAGCUCAAAGCUGACUGUGGAAAUACAUAAAGUUCUCUUCAAACGAGA